AUGCUUGCGGACUUUAACGGGAUCAAACGGGGACGUUUAGGGUGUGUCCGUGACCUCGUUGGACGUGUUUCCCGGAGCUCGCGGGGCCGUUUUAUGAAUGGUGGAUGGGAAACCCUCGUGCAGGAAAUGAGAAACUCCAUAUCAUCUGACACCGGUGACCAGAUCCGUGACCUGCGCCCUGUAGAGCUGAAGUCCAGCCCGGUUCCGAGUCCGCUCCCUCUCCCGGGCUCACAGAGGAGUCACGUGUGCAGCGCUGUGAGCGAGCGAAAAAGUAUAGGCUACAUCUCAAACAUCAGCACACAACAUCAUGGGCUUUUCUCCCUUGACCGCACAGGAGGGCCGCGCAAAGGUGUCGGGUCGCCGCAGAUUCUGGCUGGCUCGGGUUACUGCAAGUGGUUUAAUGUCCGCAUGGGGUUUGGAUUUAUAUCGAUGACCAGCAGCGAGGGGAAGCCAGUGGACCCUCCACUAGACGUGUUCGUUCACCAAAGUAAGUUGGUGAUGGAGGGCUUCAGGAGCUUACGGGAGGGCGAGCAGGUUGAAUUCACCUUCAAGAGGUCGAGUAAAGGUCUGGAGUCGCUCAGGGUCACGGGGCCCGGCGGGGGCCCAUGCUCGGGAAGUGACCGACGCCCCAAAGGCAAGGCCCCGCCCCUCAAACGCAAACCAAAGGGAGACCGGUGUUACAACUGUGGAGGUCUGGACCACCACGCUAAAGAGUGUGGCCUUCCACCCCAGCCAAAGAAGUGUCACUACUGUCAGAGUGUCACACACAUGGUGGCCCAGUGUCCCCACAAGAGGGCGCUGUCCCCCUCCACGUCUCAGGACCCCCAACGCCCCUCCACCUCCGCUCAGUCCCAGGAAGAGGGGAGCCGGUCGGGCUCGUCGUCCUCUCCGGAGGAAGCAUCUCAACGGGGGAGUCACUCCCAGCGCUGGAGGAAAAGCCGGGACUGAAAGCGAACGAAAGGUUCCUCAUCCAGACGGAGCCCGGACCCGAAAUCAUCUACCUCACAUGGCCGGGUCACCGAGGAGACCCUCCCUCCCUCCCUCCCUUCCCGUGCAGCUAUGGUAUCAGCCGAUGGGGGUCAUGCGUGUACAAGCGUGUUCUCACUGAGC
Molecule: messenger RNA, 1110 nt
Organism: Sinocyclocheilus rhinocerous
Lineage: Eukaryota; Metazoa; Chordata; Actinopteri; Cypriniformes; Cyprinidae
Product: protein lin-28 homolog A-like
Exons: 4
Coding region: 1-948 (315 amino acids)
Biological process (GO): pre-miRNA processing
Cellular component (GO): nucleus; cytoplasm
Molecular function (GO): zinc ion binding; mRNA binding
Source: RefSeq, a predicted model, not a curated record